Messenger RNA from Paramuricea clavata, 5614 nucleotides. The record is from the annotation of a GenBank genome assembly. Lineage: Eukaryota; Metazoa; Cnidaria; Anthozoa; Malacalcyonacea; Plexauridae.
AUGGAUUGGCAGAAAGGUAUGCGGGUACUUUUAAAGAUAAAGUAAAGAAAAUGGGGGACUCAGGAGAUCCAUUACAGACAAAACUAGACCGGUUUUUUAUUUCAAGGUUUAAAGAACCUUUUACUUGCUGCAUGCUUGUGUACUUGGUCACGGCUUUCGUUCCUUCGCCUCACAGCGUGCUAGGCCAAUUCUCCGGGCAGAAGUAGACGAACAGCGGUCUGGAUUUCCCGAGAAGAGAUGGCCGAUUUCUUGUUGUAGUGAGCCAAUUUGGAAGCUUCACCGACAAUUCGCUCGAAGAUAUCGUUGACGAACGAGUUCAUGAUACCCAUGGCUUUGCUGGAGAUACCAGUAUCGGGAUGAACUUGCUUCAGAACUUUGUAGAAGUAGAUAGCAUAGCUUUCUUUACGUUUUGGGCGUCACUUCUUGUCACAACCAACUCCGGCUUUCUUCCCGGCUUUCUUUCCACCUUUCUUUCCACCAACUGGUUUCACAGGCAUUUUCUUCGCAAAAUUUUCUUUCUUGACAGUAGAGGAUUAGUCUUCGCUGUAGAGAACAGAAUCAGAAUCGUACAUAACAUUGUAGCAACACAUACUGAUAAAUCUAGUGACAGUGACAGUGAUAUGAAUUCUGUCAACGGUACACCAGUAACUAUUUUGAUGCAGAAUAUAAAUUCUGUAGGACAGAAAUCAGAAAUCUCACCACAAUACAAAUUAGGAGUGAAUAUUAAUGGUCAAGAAGUCUCCAUGGAAAUUGACACUGGAAGUUCAGUAACAUUAUUAAAUUCUAGUGAUUUUGAAAGAAUGGGUGGUGACACAAAUGUUUUGAAACCUGCUACAGUGGUACUUAAAAGUUAUACGGGAAAUGAAAUCAAGUGCUACUGUAUGGAGAAGACAACAUGAAAGUCAAAGUGGGAGAACAAGUAAGUGACAUAAAAAUUCGAGUGGUUGAAGGACCAUCACUACUAGGACGUGAUAUUAUGACUAAAUUUAGACUACUGUGGCACAACAUUUUCAGUAUUGUUCCUACCACUGCAGAGGAUAUUAUACAACAAUAUCCUGAACUGUUCGAUGAAAGAGGAGUAAGGAAACUGAAGGGGGUAUAAGUGUCAUUAAGAGUAAAUGAUGAUAAACCAGUGUUUAUGAAACCCAGAGUGGUACCUUUUUGCAAUUCGGAAAAAAAUACGAAGAAGCAUUAGAGAAACUAGCCCAGGGGGAUAUUAUUAAAAAAGUAGAGCACUCGGAAUGGGCUUCACCGACGGUUCCGGCCUGUGAUUAAGCCUGAUAGCAAUGUAAGGAUCUGUGGAGAUUAUUCUGGUACAAUUAACCAGGCAGCUACAUUAGAACAAUAUCCAGUACCUACAUUUGAAGAGUUACUAAUCAACCUUUCAGGGGGAACGAAAUUUACGAAACUUGAUCUUUCACAGGCAUACAGUCAAUUAGAACUCACCCCUGAAAGUAUUAAGUACACAACAAUAAAUUCCCAUCAUGGGUUAUACCAGUAGAAACGAUUGGUUUUGGGGGUAAACAUUGCGGUGUCCAUCUUCCAACGUACCAUAGAAAAUGUACUCAAAGGUCUUCCAGGAUGCUGCGUUCGGAUUGAUGAUAUCUUGGUAACAGAGAAAACUGAUGAGAUUCAUAUGGAAAAUUUGCAUCGUGUUCUGCAAAGAUUACUAGAUAGCGGGCUUAAACUCAAGCGUGAGAAAUUCCAUUUCAUGCUUGGGGAAGUUAUUUAUUUGGGAAUGUCAAUCUCGGAAGCCGGCAUUUCACCAAGAGAGGAGAAAGUGCAAGCCAUCAAAGAUGCCGUCCCUCCGGCAAAUGUUUCUGAGUUGCAAUCUUUUAUUGGUACAGCAAAUUUCCUGCGUAAGUUUGUGCGAGGGUUCGCAGAAAUUAUGACACCUUUGUACAAAUUACUUCGGAAAGGAACUCCAUGGGAAUGGAGUAAAACUGAACAGGAAGCAUUUACCACUAUCAAGUCGGCAUUGUGUUCGGAUUCUAUAUUAAUUAAUUACGACCCAGCUGCUGAGCUGGUACUUCAGUGUGAUGCAUCUUCUAUAGGAGUUGGAGCUGUACUGCUCCAGCCUGUUCAUGAUGGCACAUUACAACCAGUAGCAUACGCUUCUAGAACUCUUAAUGCAGCUGAGAAAAAUUACGCUCAAAUUGAAGGUGAAUCGUUAGCAAUUGUAUUUGGAGUUACAAAAUUCCCCCAGUAUUUACUUGGCAGACAUUUUAAACUCCUAACAGACCAUAAACCGUUAAUAACCUUACUGGGGGAACAUAAGUCAGUUCCACAGUUAGCGUCGGCACGGAUUAAGAGAUGGUCGCUUCUUCUGGCAGCAUACAACUACACGAUUGAGUUUAUUUCUGGAAAAGAAAAUGUCUAUGCAGACUUUCUUUCAAGGAAACCUAUUAACAUACAACUAACUCCGGAGGAACAGGUAGAGGUUAGAGUCAUGUUUAUCGAAGGAGAACAAAUUGUUAAUUCCACAAUGGUUGCCAUGGAAACUAAGAAAGAUCCAGUCUUAAGUAAAGUACUAGAUUUUACGAAGAAUGGGUGGCCAGAAAAACCACAACCUGAAUUACAACCUUAUCAUACUAGGCGAUUAGAAUUAUCACAUGAAGAUGGAAUUUUGCUAUGGGACACCCGAGUUGUGAUAUUCUACUGAAGGAUUUACAUGCCGAACAUUUCGGAAUAGUGAAGAUGAAACAAUUGGCGCGUAAAUACCUAUGGUGGCCUAAACUCGAUAAAGAAAUCGAAGAAACAGUUAAGUCUUGUAUGGCAUGUCAGGAAGAAGCCAAAUCACCAAAUGCAUCUCAACAAGCAUCAUGGUCUUGGCCUGGAGGCCCUUGGAAGCGUAUUCAUAUAGAUUACGAAGGUCCAUAUCUAGGGAAAAUGUUCUUAGUCGUUCUCGACGCCUAUUCCAAGUAUCUUGACAUUGUCCCAAUGUCUAAUGCUACUUCAACUACCACCAUAACAGCUUUACGACAUAUUUUCAGCAAUUUUGGACUACCUGAACACAUUGUUUCAGAUAAUGGUAGCCGGUUUACCAGUGAGGAGUUUCAGAAAUUUCUGAACGAUAACAAUAUUCACCAUACUACAACCGCUCCAGGACAUCCUGCAACGAAUGGAUUGGCAGAAAGGUAUGUGGGUAAUUUUAAAGAUAAACUAAAGAAAAUGGGGGACUCAGGAGAGCCUUUGCAGACAAAACUAGACCGGUUUACGCUGACGUACAGAGCUACCCCUACAGGUUUAGGAAUGUCACCAUCAGAGUUGCUAAUGAACAGGUAACCACGGAUCCGAUUGAGUGCGCUUAGGGAGAAACAAUCGAAAAACGAAGUCAAAAUAUUUCAAGAUAAUCUAGAUAAUCAACCAAGGUACAGUCAAAAUCAAGCAGUAUUCACACGAAAUUUUGGCAAAGAAGCACGAUGGCUUCCAGGGGUUAUAGUAAAGAUAAUUAGUCCUAGAAAUUAUGACGUGAAAGUGGGGGAUGUUAUGUGGAAACGACAUGAAGAACAAUUGCGUCCACGACACAUACCUAGUUUUGAAAACGCGGAACAAGCGAAGUCCGAGAUGGAACAAAAUUUGGUCCCAGAAACGAAGAUAGAAACAAACAAAAGAGAAACGAUUCCUGCACACACGGACGAUAGGGUACCUGCAGUACCAAGUGCGGUUACGAACGAGUUCGAUACGUUCACUCCAGUUAACACGAAAAGUAAAGAUCGGGAGUGUGGAGAACUUACUAGUAAAAUGGACUCACUUAUUAACGUUACACCAAGCGAGUCCACAAGAAGGUAUCCUUUACGCGAGCGUAAAUCUCCUAAAAGGUUUACUGAAUAGUAAAAACAUUUUGAACUUAGGUAGAUUGUUGUGUUAUGUUACUGGUUUAACGUUUACAGUGCAGGGACACUUAAAGAGGGGGCAGUUGUUAUAUAUUGAUUAUAUGAAGUACUGUAUAUAGACGCAUGCGCAAGAGAGUCUCGAUAGAGAGUUGAGAGGGCGAGGAGUCCUUUUUAGAAAUAGUCGUUAUUACACUUAUUUGGAGAUUAAAGGUUAAUAUUUUGGCAUUCAAUCCUUACUCGGCUACACGAGAAAUACAUUACAGAAAGUAUCCAUUGCCAUUGUACAACGAUACGAAUGUUUUCAUAUACGACUUUAUAAGAUGAUAUAAAUACAUACUUUUUUUGUGUUCCCUAAAUAGGGAUUUUCAACAUUGAUUUACAAAAAAUAAAUGUUGUUCUAUUUACAAGUUUUAGAAUCUAGAAUUUAAAUUAAGGUAAAAAGGUAAGACAUUUGUAUAAAGUUUAACAAGGUAAAAUUAUCUACUUAUAUAUUUGUUCUAGCAUGCUUCGCUUCAGUUCGUUUUUGAAAGUUUUUAGGGAGUCUAACUUUUUUGUACUUUAUGUCCAAAUCAUUCCAGAGUGUAACGCCUCUAUAAUGAAAGGACCUUUGACCUGCGGAAGUUUUGUACAAUGGUAUUUGCAGUGAGUCAUGGCUACGUGUAUCUCGUUGAUGAAUGUCAGAACGUUUUGUGAAUAAAUCACUCAAAUAAUGUGGAGCAAGUUCAUUGACACAUUUGUACAUCAUAAUAGCCUCUCUUAGUAGUAAUUGUUCCUUUACUGGGAGCCAGUUGAGUUCGCGUAAGCCCGGCGAAAUAUGGUCGAACUUUCCAAUAUUUGUUAUUAUCCUGCAUGCAAAAUUUUGUACCAACUGUAGUUUCUUAAUGUUGGUAGACGAAGUGUUUGACCAAACCGUUGAACAAUAGAACAUUUUGUUCAUUACAAGUGCCGGGACGAUGAGAGUUAAAGCUUCUUUAUCGAAACAUUUUUUGACUCGGUUUAUUUGGCACAGGGAAUUCAUACAUGAGGAAACCAGGUUGGUGAUGUGCUGGUCAUAUGUCAAAUAAGAGUCGAUUGUCAUUCCUAGAUCUUUGGAAAAGGAGACGGGGGUAAUAGUCUCGUUGAGGAAGUUUAUGGUCAUAUCUACGGGAAGUUGUUGUAGGUUUUGCCGUGUGCCAAUCAGCAUGUUUUUGGUCUUUCGCGGGUUAAUAAGCAAUUCAUUUUCGGAACAACUGUUUGCAAUCAAAUACAAGUCUUCCUCAAGUUGUUGCUUUAAACAGUCCACGUUAGCCACAGUGAAAGAUAGUAAUAUCUUGGAGUCGUCCACGUACGAUUCAAGUUUACUAUGGUGGACUGAUGAGGGCAAAUCGUUAGUAUAAAUACUAAAAAAUAAAGGUGAUAAAAUUGCACCCUGUGGUACACCAUAAAAAACAGGGAGAGGAGUAGACACAGUAGAUCCAAUUCUGACUAAUUGAGUUCUUCCGGUCAAGUAACUCUCAAGCCAUUUUGCAACGCUUGGAGAAGCCCCGACGUUGCUAAGUUUUGUAAGGAGAAAAGUAUGAUUUACACUGUCGAAAGCUUUAGAUAGAUCUAUUAGAAUCAGUGCAGUAACCAAUUUCCCAUCCAUGGCCUUUAGGAUAGUAUCUCCAGUCAAAAGAUUCAAUGUUUCGCAUGAGUGAUGUUUCUUGUUCCCGCUCUGGUGGGUUGACAAUUUUUUGUUCUUCAUUAGAUACGAACCAAAUUGAUUCAAGGCGACUUUUUCACAAAUUUUCGAAAGAAAG